Centropristis striata (black sea bass) is the source of this 4827-nucleotide messenger RNA. Its product is annotated as NLR family CARD domain-containing protein 3-like. Lineage: Eukaryota; Metazoa; Chordata; Actinopteri; Perciformes; Serranidae. Gene Ontology annotation, molecular function: protein binding. Bases 176 to 4051 code for a protein of 1291 amino acids. The record is from RefSeq and is a predicted model, not a curated record. The transcript is spliced from 11 exons.
AAAACUUUUCCUCUCUGCUCGACUGGUUUCCUGUGGGACGUCUCUCUCUCUCUCUCUUUCCCCUCCCCCUCUUCUCUCUUUCACCUGUAUUUUACCUUUACUUCCUCCUCCUGUUCUGUUCUGUUGUGACGCAGUUGUUUUUCCUCCGUGUUAAUCUCUUGGUGUGGACUCUGCUAUGGAUCAGUGUGAGGACAGAGAGGAGGGAGACCCUCCCUCAGAAACCAGUCUGUGUGGGGAACAUGACAGCCAGACCAAAGCUCAGAGAGUGCAGCAGGAGAGACCUGGACCUGGACCUGACCCUGGACCUGGACCUGAACCCAGCUCUGUGUCCAUGAAGAGUGACUCGUCUAUGGGUUUCCCUCUUAACUUUAAAGUUGAACAACCUGGAUCUGGACCUGAACCCAGCUGUGUGUCCAUGAAGAGUGACCGGUCUAUGGGUUUCCCUCUUAACUUUAAAGUUGAACAACCUGGAUUUGGACCUGAACCCAGCUGUGUGUCCAUGAAGAGUGACCGGUCUAUGGGUUUCCCUCUUAACUUUAAAGUUGGACAACCUGGAUCUGGACCUGAACCCAGCUGUGUGUCCAUGAAGAGUGACCGGUCUAUGGGUUUCCCUCUUAACUUUAAAGUUGAACAACCUGGAUCUGGACCUGAACCCAGCUGUGUGUCCAUGAAGAGUGACCGGUCUAUGGGUUUCCCUCUUAACUUUAAAGUUGGACAACCUGGAUCUGGACCUGAACCCAGCUGCGUGUCCAUGAACAGUGACUGGUCUAAGGGUCUUCCUGAGAACUUUAAAGUUGGACAAGCUGCUGAUGGAAGAGUUGAGCAGGAGAGCUCAGAGGUCCUCAGUGGUCAGUCUGCCCCACAGCAUCAAACAGAUCUGGACUCCAUAUUUAUGCUGCUGGAGGAGAACAUCGUCACUUUUGUGAAGAACGAGCUGAACAAGAUCCAGAAGGUUCUGAGUCCAGAUUACCCAGACUGCUUAGAGAGUCAGUGGGAGGAUGAGGAGGUGUUGGAGGAUGAGGAGCAGAGGUGGAGCAGCAGAGAGGAGUUUCUGAAGAUCACACUUCACUUCCUGAGAAGAAUGAAGCAGGACGAGCUGGCUGACUGUCUGAAGAGCAGAACCCAUGCUCCAGUGUGCCUACGUAAUCUGAAGUUUAACCUGAAGAAGAAGUUCCAGUGUGUGUUUGAGGGGAUCUCUAAUGCAGGAAACCCAACCCCUCUGAAUCAGAUCUACACAGAGCUAUACAUCACAGAGGGAGGGACUGCAGAGGUCAAUGAUGAACAUGAGGUCAGACAGAUUGAAACAGCAUCCAGGAAACCAGACAGACCACAAUCAACAAUCAGACAAGAAGACAUCUUUAAAGCCUCACCUGGAAGAGAUGAACCAAUCAGAACAGUGCUGACAAAGGGAGUGGCUGGCAUUGGGAAAACAGUCUUAACACAGAAGUUCACUCUGGACUGGGCUGAAGACAGAACCAACCAGGACAUCCACUUCACAUUUCCAUUCACUUUCAGAGAGCUGAAUGUGCUGAAAGAGAAAAAGUUCAGCUUGGUGGAACUUGUUCAUCACUUCUUUCCUGAAACCAAAGAAGCAGGAAUCUGCAGGUUUGAAAAGUUCCACGUUGUGUUGAUCUUUGACGGUCUGGAUGAGUGUCGACUUCCUUUGGACUUCCACAACACUGAGAUCCUGACUGAUGUCACAGAGUCCACCUCAGUGGAUGUGCUGCUGACAAACCUCAUCAGGGGGAAACUGCUUCCCUCUGCUCGCCUCUGGAUAACCACACGACCUGCAGCAGCCAAUCAGAUCCCUGCUGACUGUGUUGACAUGGUGACAGAGGUCAGAGGGUUCACUGACCCACAGAAGGAGGAGUACUUCAGGAAGAGAUUCAGAGAUGAGGAGCAGGCCAGCAGAAUCAUCUCCCACAUCAAGACAUCACGAAGCCUCCACAUCAUGUGCCACAUCCCAGUCUUCUGCUGGAUAUCUGCUACAGUUCUGGAUCUGUUGAAAACCAGAGAGGGUGGAGAGCGGCCCAUGACCCUGACUGAGAUGUACAUCCACUUCCUGGUGGUUCAGUCCAAAGUGAAGAACAUCAAGUAUGAUGGAGGAGCUAAGACGGAUCCACAGUGGAGUCCAGAGAGCAGGAAGAUGAUCGAGUCUCUGGGAAAACUGGCUUUUCAUCAGCUGCAGAAAGGAAACCUGAUCUUCUAUGACUCAGACCUGACAGAGUGUGGCUUUGAUAUCAGAGCAGCCUCAGUGUACUCAGGAGUGUUCACACAGGUCUUUAGAGAGGAGAGAGGACUGUACCAGGACAGGGUGUUCUGCUUCAUCCAUCUGAGUGUUCAGGAGUUUCUGGCUGCUCUUCAUGUCCAUCUGACCUUCAUCAAGUCUGGAGUCAAUCUGAUGACAGAAGAACAAUCAACCUCCCGGUUGUCUGAAGUGUUUGGGGGCAAAUCAACCCGUCUCUACCAGAGUGCUGUGGACAAGGCCUUACAGAGUCCAAACGGACACCUGGACUUGUUCCUCCGCUUCCUCCUGGGUCUUUCUCUGGAGACCAGUCAGUCUUUCCUCAGAGGCCUGCUGACACAGACAGGACGUAGCUCACAGACCAAUCAGGAAACAGUCGAAUACAUCAAGAAGAAGAUCAGUGAGGAUCUUUCUGCAGAGAGAAGCAUCAACCUGUUCCACUGUCUGAAUGAAUUGAAUGAUCGUUCUCUAGUGGAGGAGAUCCAACAGUCCCUGAGAUCAGGAAGUCUCUCCACAGAUAAGCUGUCUUCUGCUCAGUGGUCAGCUCUGGUCUUCAUCUUACUGUCAUCAGGAUCAGAUCUGGACAUGUUUGACCUGAAGAAAUACUCUGCUUCAGAGGAGGCUCUUCUGAGGCUGCUGCCAGUGGUCAAAGCCUCCAACAAAGCUCUGCUGAGUGGCUGUAACCUCUCAGUGAGAAGCUGUGAAGCUCUGUCCUCAGUCCUCAGCUCCCAGUCCUCUAGUCUGAGAGACCUGGACCUGAGUAAGAACAACCUGCAGGACUCAGGAGUGGAACAUUUUUCUGCUGGACUGAAGAGUCCACAAUGCAGACUGGAAACUCUCAGUCUGUCAGGCUGUAUGAUCUCAGAGAGAAGCUGUGAAGCUCUGUCCUCAGUCCUCAGCUCCCAGUCCUCUAGUCUGAGAGACCUGGACCUGAGUAACAACGACCUGCAGGAUUCAGGAGUGAAGCCUUUUUCUGCUGGACUGAAGAGUCCACACUGCAGAUUGGAAACUCUCAGGCUGUCAGGCUGUAUGAUCUCAGAGGAAGGCUGUGCUUCUCUGGCCUCAGCUCUAAGAUCCAACCCCUCCCAUCUGAGUGAGCUGGACCUGAGCUACAAUCAUCCAGGAGACUCAGGAGAGAAGCUUCUGUCUGCUGGACUGAAGGAUCCACACUGGAGACUGGAGACUCUCAGGGUGGACCAUGGUGGACUUCAGAGACUGAGACCUGGUCUGAGGAAGUAUGUCUGUGAAGUGGAACUGGACACAAACACAGUAAACAGAAACCUCAAACUGUCUGACAACAACAGGAAGGUGACACGUGUGAGAGAGGAUCAGUCAUAUCCUGAUCAUCCAGACAAAUUUGACUGUCCUCAGCUGCUGUGCAGAACUGGUCUGACUGGUCGCUGUUACUGGGAGGUCGAGUGGAGAGGAAGAGUUGAUAUAUCAGUGAGUUACAGAGGAAUCAGGAGGAGAGGAGACAGUAAAGACUGUUGGUUUGGAGGGAAUGAUAAGUCCUGGAGUCUGAGCUGCUCUAAUGGUGGUUACUUUGUCAGCCACAAUAAGAGAGGCACAGACCUCUCCUCCUCCUCCUCCUCCUCCUCCUCCUCCUCCUCCUCCUCCUCCUCUGGUAGAGUAGCAGUGUAUGUGGACUGUCCUGCUGGCUCUCUGUCCUUCUACAGAGUCUCCUCUGACUCUCUGAUCCACCUCCACACCUUCAACGCCACAUUCACUCAACCUCUUUAUCCUGGGUUUGGGUUAAGGGUCUGGUCCCCUGGUUCCUCAGUGUCUCUGUGUCCUCUGCAGGUCUGAGAGUCUCUCCUGUGGACAGAAACUCUGCUCACUGAAAUCAAAGUUCAGUCUGUUCACCAUCACUCACACUGCACUGUGAAGCAGAUCUGUCUCAGACUCAAACACAAAACAUUCAUUUGUCUGAUUUCAUCUCUUUGAUGAUCAACAUUUUUCACUAGAAACACUUCCUGAUGUGUAACAUCUGCCUCCUCCCUGGUGCUGUGAUUCAAAGUGACUCUGUGGGACACACUGUAUAAACAAUGUAAAGUGUAUCUGUGUCCAUGUACACAUGCUGUAAUAAACUUGUAUUAAAUUGUAUGUGUUUUUAGGGACGGUGCAGGAAGCUUUGUGAAGCUUUGGGGCUUCAGACUCAGUAACAGCACAGUGACAUCUGCUGGUUUAUAAACCUCACAGCAGCGUAAAUGUUUACAAAAAUUUAUAUUUUAAGUACUUUAAAGUUAGUUAAUGUUUGUACUUUUACUUUAAGAGUGUUUUAAGCUAUAACACAGUAUUGCUACAAUGUAGUAUUAGUUGUUUCAAUUAGCGUUAGCAGAAGAAUCGUUAAGAAGCCUCAUCGUUAGCUAACAGUAGUGAUGGGACAGACUGUGCUGAGGCUUCGGAGCGUGUGUCGAGAAAUCCAUGAAGUCUUUUCUGAAGCGCGUAUCGAGGCUUGUUUCUUUAAGGGCGAGUGACGUCACUGAUGACGUUUGAAGCCUCGCUGGUUCAGGGAAUGUUUGAGAGUUGACGUCAGGUUGGUGUGAUAAAUGAACAUAUAUUAAGCGCAUUGGAUCCCCGCA